Messenger RNA from Pocillopora damicornis (cauliflower coral), 1668 nucleotides. RefSeq lists its product as uncharacterized. Gene Ontology annotation, biological process: G protein-coupled receptor signaling pathway. Gene Ontology annotation, molecular function: G protein-coupled receptor activity. NCBI's taxonomy places the organism in Eukaryota, Metazoa, Cnidaria, Anthozoa, Scleractinia, Pocilloporidae. The record is from RefSeq and is a predicted model, not a curated record. Gene Ontology annotation, cellular component: membrane.
AAGAGCUAUCGAGCAGAGAAAUUUAAGGGGUCAGAAAUAGUUUUCAUCGAUAUUGCAGUUAGCUGCAAUAAAUCGCUAGCUCUAUUUUGGUGCAAGAGGUUAUUUCGCAUGAAGUAUUUUCGUGCUGUACUUUAUCAAGAAUUGGAUCUUAACGUUCGCCAUUGAAGUUUCAUCAUGCUGAAUAACACGACUUGUCCUCCCUACCAAGGCGACCUUGAUACUUUGGGUAGUACAGUAAAAUUUACAGUAUCGUUGGUCAUUGCUGUUUUAUGUCCCGUGGCGGUGGUUGGAAAUGCGUUGAUUUUGGUGACGAUUUGGAAGAAAAGUUUUUCGAGAACAUCGUUCCAUAUUCUUCUAAGUGGAUUGGCACUGAGUGAUUUUUGUACCGGUCUGAUCGCUUAUCCAACCUAUGCUUCUUAUGGUUUGAUAUUGUCAACAAACUCGACGGUUGUGCGAGAUAUACCACAGCCAACUAAUGUCUUAGGAAAAGUCACAGUGAUCAGUGCAAUUUACUUGGUCACCAUUACGCUUCUGACAAUAACACUGAUGUCCAUUGAACGAUGGUUGCACAUGUCUGGAGGAUUCUCUUUCACAUCUCAUCGCCGAUUUUUGGUUCUUGUCGUGAUCUUAUUUCUUCCAAUUCCUUUGGUUGCUCUUUACUUUUUAAAUCCAUCCUCAUUCCCCAUAGUAAUAUCCAUAGAAAUGGUCAUCAGCUAUUGUGUUACAUCUUUCGCUUAUUUUAAGAUCUAUCGAAUUAUUAGAAGUCAUCAGAAUCAAACUCAAGCUAACAGGAUACCUGGGAACUUUGGCCAUUCUGCAAUCGACGUAACCAAAUACAAAAGAUCUGUUGCAACCAUCUUAUACAUUUUAUUGCUAUUCUCUAUUUGUUUCUUGCCUUUUAUUGUAUCUAACACGGUAAAUGUUUUGAUAAAGGCUGGUCCCAGAGAGCUGAAUAUAACUAUUGACGUGACGAUGGUGCUCGUAUUUCUGUCUUCGUCUCUCAGUCCAGGGUUGUACCUUUGGAGAAUGAGAGAUAUCCGUAAUGGCUUCAAACAACUAUUCGUUUGCAGAAGAAACUGAUUUUUUCAACAUUUUCAUGGCUUAAGGCAGGACAUUGGAUCCUAGUCAAAUUAUCUGUUGUAAACACAUCUAGUCAAAAACUAAGGUUUGGUCAAUAAAACCUCUGGUGAAUGAACUUCCAUCUAGGCUGCUUCUAAUCGCCACUCAACCAUUUUUUAGCUAUUCUCUCUCUGUUAUUUAAUUUUUAUACAAUCUGAUUCAGAAAACGUUCAGAUAAAGGUUUACCCCAAUGAAGUGAGUAUAACUACUGACGUGACAAUGGUGCUCGUGCUUCUGUCUUCGUCUCUCAGUUCAGGGUUGUACCUUAGAAGAAUGAGGGAUAUCCCGAAUGGCCUUAGACAACUGUUAGCUAGAUAAAGAGCCCGAUCUUUUCAAGACAUUAAAAGUGAUGUAUUUAUCGCCAAAACUGUCCAGAAUAACUUUUGUAAAUAUUUAUUUCUUCUCCUAUAAAAUUAAUUACGUAAACAAUGACUUUCGUGAGGGAUAUACCAUCCUAUAUUUGCAUUCAUCUUUAAGAUGCAUUAGCUAUAACGAUUAGCUAGAGAUCUGAAUUGCAAGAUAAAUUAAUAAAAAAUGAAUUUAUGGUCA